GGGGAUGAUACUGCUGACUCUCUCGGCAUCCAUCGACAGCCUCCGCCCGCCGCCUCCACCAUGCGUGCCGGGCUUGCCAGGCAGCGUGUGCAAGCCAGCGACCUCCAAACAGACUGCAUUCCUCUACACAGCACUGGCACUCAUCGCCCUUGGGACCGGGGGCAUCAAGCCAUGCGUCUCCUCCUUCGGAGCCGACCAGUUCGACGAGGCCGACAAGAAUGAGGCACACAAGAAGUACUCCUUCUUCAACUGGUUCUUCUUUGCCAUCAACAUGGGAGUCCUCCUUGGGAUAACACUCAUGGUGUUUGUUGAGGAAAGGAUGGGGUGGGGCUGGGGAUUUGGGGUGCCGACAGCCUCGACGGUGGUGUCGGUGCUGGUGCUUGUUGCCGGGGCGCCAUUCUAUAGGUUUCAGAGGCCGGUGGGUAGCGCUUUUACGAGGUUUGCGCAGGUGAUGGUGGCGGCGUGCCGGAACCAUGCAAAGGGGGUGGUGGUGGCGAGUGGAGGAGUGAGCGAGGAGGAGCUGUAUGAGGUGAAGACCAAAGAGUCGGAUAUAGUUGGUGCUCAGAAGCUGCCUCACACGAGCCAAUACAGGUUUGGUAUCAUUUUUUCUCCUCUGGUCUGUGCCUAUUUCGAAACUUUCCAGGUUCCUGUUUCAGAAGUUUUUGUUUCAUAAG
Elaeis guineensis (African oil palm) is the source of this 674-nucleotide messenger RNA. The record is from RefSeq and is a predicted model, not a curated record. NCBI's taxonomy places the organism in Eukaryota, Viridiplantae, Streptophyta, Magnoliopsida, Arecales, Arecaceae.